Brienomyrus brachyistius is the source of this 1283-nucleotide messenger RNA. RefSeq lists its product as uncharacterized. The transcript has 5 exons. The record is from RefSeq and is a predicted model, not a curated record. Lineage: Eukaryota; Metazoa; Chordata; Actinopteri; Osteoglossiformes; Mormyridae. The coding region runs from base 407 to 1111 and encodes 234 amino acids.
AAGAGAGUCCACUGGACCCACAAAGAUUGUGUUCAGCGAGCUUAAGUUAGCAGCUCUUGUGUUUUGCUAAACUAUCAGUGUUGUGCUGUUUUCACUCACUUCCUCUUUGCCCUGCUGGUUAUUUCUGUAUUUAGUGUGAAUCUCUGCGGUGAACAGAGUCCAGCAUUAAAGGACCAGCUGGCAGUUCAGUGUAAACCGCUCCUGCUUUAAUGUCCGGUUUAUACCAGAGCAGAGCUGAGUGUGAAACGUUGUUUAGUUCACACAUUUAACAGGCUGCAGUAUUAGUAUUUCUUUUUGUGAUCUGACUCUUAUUUGGUACUGAAUACUUCUCUAGUUCAGCAUUUAAAAAACAUCUUGGAUUAUCUUUGAAAGAAGACAGCUUCCUGAUACUUAAAAUCACUUACAAAUGUUUCUCCUCAUACUCCUUUGUUGCAGUGCUGCUCUGGUGACCCAGGCUGAGAAGCCGGUGGUGAUAGAGGUCCAGCCUGGAGGAAAUGCCACUCUGCCUUGUGGGAUUUCUGUAAAUACGGAGGUUUACUGGUUUUCCCUGCAGUCAGACCACAUACCAGUCAGAGUCAUGGACUUGAAAUUUAGCCGUGAGCAUAUCGAAAGACCUGCUCCUGUUAACAUCAAAGAUGAAUACAGAGGGAGGCUGUUUCCUGUUGAUGAGUCUGGCAGACACAGUCUGCAGCUGAAGAACAUUACUGAGGCAGAUCUGCUGAUCUACUGCUGCCUCCAAAGCAAAAGUCUAAAGUUUGAAAACUGUACAAAGCUGAAAUUCACAGGCCAUCCUGGAAGCCAGUCCACUCCCCACUCUCUCCAGCACACGACCCCCCAGCCUAGUAACUCUGCCCUCCUGCCUUGGAUUCUCCUGCCUUGUGUUGCCCUUCUCACUGCUACCAUCUCAUCACUCUGCUGCUAUUUCUGCCAUAACCAAGCGCCGCUGAGGAAGAGCUCUGACUCACAGCAGAGGGGAAGCAGGACCAGCCGACACGAUCAGGAAAGAAAUGAUGAGGUCCAAUAUGUAUCAGUGAAUUUCAAAUCACCCAAGCAGCAAGACCAAACAAGAGAAAGAAAUGAACAGGAUACUGUCUAUGCCAGAAUUAAGUGACAGGGAGGUUUAUUCCUGAGCACCAAACAGAAAAUGGGCAUAAGGAAAGAUUCAUAAUGUGGUUGUUAUUGAUUCUGACGAUAUUGAAUUUAUUGGAAAUUUAAUUUGCCAAGAUUAUUUUGUUAGUGAUGACUAACUAAGCAUUUAAUAAAAACCAGAUAUAUGUCUCCAC